This is a messenger RNA of Bactrocera neohumeralis, 3506 nucleotides long. RefSeq names its product vesicular glutamate transporter 1 (gene VGlut). NCBI's taxonomy places the organism in Eukaryota, Metazoa, Arthropoda, Insecta, Diptera, Tephritidae. Gene Ontology annotation, cellular component: synaptic vesicle membrane; excitatory synapse. Gene Ontology annotation, molecular function: neurotransmitter transmembrane transporter activity; L-glutamate transmembrane transporter activity. Gene Ontology annotation, biological process: synaptic transmission, glutamatergic; transmembrane transport; neurotransmitter loading into synaptic vesicle. The record is from RefSeq and is a predicted model, not a curated record. The transcript is spliced from 10 exons. The coding region runs from base 856 to 2799 and encodes 647 amino acids.
GUCCUGCUGUGUGGUGUAAACGGUCCAAGCGGAGCUCUCAACGUGUUACGAAAUCCGUUAGAAACUCCGACGCCAAAGCAACUUAUCAGUAAUUGUAUCGAUGUACCUUGUUUGUGAUAAAUUUUAAGUGUAUUUUUUUGUCUAACAUAAAAUAUUCAAUCCUUGUGGCAUAUAACUCUGCAGAUGCACAUGAGACUGCCGGAACUAUAUGACGGAAUGGAUUAAAUAGAACUGAAGUAAAUGGAAAAUGACCCCAAAACGGCAACUGAUGUUAUUACUGCUGUCUCUGCUGCUGGUACAAAAACAAAUAGCCCGACAACACACAAGCUGAGCAACAACAACAGCAAGCCAACACACAACUACCAAUGGAAUGAAAUUAUGAAUUUCCACAAAUGUAAUAAAAUCCAAUAAUAAAAUAUAUACACACAUAGUAUAUUUAUAGCUACACAUGUGUGGGUGCGUGCCGAUGUGUGCCAAAAACGAAUUGUGCUCGUAAACAGCGAAUUAAAGUGAAAACUGGGCGUAGAAACGCGUUGCAAACGAAAAGUGUAGCAUAACUUUAGGCGCAUAAAUGAAUUGCCGUGAAAUUAACGCGCGCAGCAGAUAAGCGUAUUAGUGUGUGUAAAGGUGAUGAAAAAAUAAGUGUGGUAACGGUGAACGCGCAGUAUUGCUUAGCGGUGAAUGUGAGAAGUACGGGCGGAGGCUGUGGACCACCCAUGAAGCGGUAAUCAACUUUCCGUGAAAUAUACCGGCGACCAACCACGAGUGUGCAAAAACAAUAAGUUAGCAUUACAAAUAACAACAACACCGAAAGUAAGCAGUCAAAGUUAAAACAACAACAACAACACCAGCAACAUGAAGGGCUUAGCAGCAUUUAAGGAGAAAGCAACGGGCGCUUUCAGUGGCAUCAAACCGAAUAUUGAAAAAUUUGAGAUCUCCAAAAACUAUCAUGGCGGCUAUGGCGGUUACGAGGAAAUGGAGGACGGCGAUAAGAUCGGCGACGGUCCAGGCGGCGGCAUACCAUAUGAUGAUGAUAGACCCGAUUCGCCAGCCUCUUUCGAGGAGAUCGAACGCCCGCCAUUACGUAAAAUCGACAAGUACUGCAAAGCCGAGUGUCCUUGCUUGCCGGCGCGUUACACGAUUGCCGUGAUGGCUUGUGUGGGCUUUAUGAUAUCGUUUGGCAUGCGUUGCAAUAUGUCGGCGGCAAAGCUGAAAGGAGAACAAAAUCAUACAAAAUUCAUGAAUUGGAGCGUCGCUGUGGAGAGUCAUGUGGAUUCAUCAUUCUUUUGGGGCUAUUUGGUCACACAAAUACCGGGUGGUUUCAUAGCAUCGAGAUUUCCGGCUAAUAAAAUCUUCGGCUUAUCAAUUGUAUGUUCGGCAACAUUGCAUUUGUUGGUGCCAGUGGUGAUGGCCGUGUGUCAUGGUUAUGUAUUGAUAGGUGUACGUGUAACGCAAGGUCUGUUUGAGGGUGUCACCUAUCCGGCUUGUCAUGGUAUCUGGCGAUUUUGGGCGCCACCCAUGGAGCGUUCACGUCUGGCCACAUUAGCAUUCAGCGGCUCGUAUGCGGGCGUUGUGGUGGGUCUGCCAUUGUCCGGUUUGCUCGCCGACGCGAUUGGCUAUCAGGCGCCCUUCUAUGCUUACGGCAUGUUCGGCAUAACAUGGUACCUCUUUUGGUUGUGGCUCUGCUUUGAGAAUCCCCGCAAACAUCCUGCCAUCAGCAUACCGGAAUUGAAGUACAUCGAGAAAUCGCUGGGCGAGACCUCUAUGCAGCCCUCAAUGCCGUCGUUGAGCACCACACCGUGGCGUGAGAUGGUGCGCUCGAUGCCCGUCUAUGCCAUUAUUGUGGCGAACUUCUGUCGUUCGUGGAACUUUUAUCUGCUCGUGCUCUUCCAGUCGUCCUUCCUCAAGCAUAAGUUCGGUUUUAAGGUGGAGGAGGCCGGUUUCAUCGGUUCGCUGCCACAUUUGAUUAUGACCACGAUUGUGCCAUUCGGUGGCAUGUUGGCCGAUCAUCUGCGUAAGAAUGGCAUUAUGUCGACCACGAAUGUACGAAAACUGUUCAAUUGUGGCGGUUUCGGCAUGGAGGGUCUGUUCUUUCUCUUCGUCGCGCACUCGGAUACGGCGACCGGCGCCAUGUUUGCUCUGACUUGCGGUGUUGCCUUCAGUGGGUUCGCCAUUUCCGGCUAUAAUGUAAAUCAUCUGGAUAUUGCUCCGCGUUAUGCCAGUAUUUUGAUGGGUCUCUCGAACGGUAUUGGUACCUUGGCUGGUAUAAUUGUGCCCUACGUGUUGGAUGGCUUGAUCCGUCGACAUCCCUACGACUGUUGGACCACCGUCUUCACACUUGCCGCAUGCGUUCAUUUAAUCGGCUGCACCUUCUACGGCAUCUUCGCUUCCGGCGAACUGCAACCCUGGGCCGAGCCACCGCACGAAGAGAAACAGGUGUGGGCGCCACCAAUGGGCGCCAUUGCUGAAGAUCCCAGCCAAGGCGGUUACACCAAGGAGACAUCCUUUGGCGUCACACCGCAAUACACCGAACAGAGUCAAAUGCAACAACCGAAUGCCAUCAAUUAUGGUGCGACCGGUCACGUGGCCAAUAAUCCCUUCGCCGCCAUGUCGGGUGGCACUAUACCCGAGGAGAGCGUUAUGCCCGAGCAGACAGCUGAUGCCAGCGCAUAUGGCGCUUAUGAUUACUCACAACAACAACAACAAAUGCCAAGUUAUGAUCCACAAUACCCACAACAUUUGUCAUACCCACAACAAGCACAGCAACCAAAUUACCAACAACCCUAUCAAACACAGUAGGCUGAGCGGGCGCGGUUGGCAAGUAAAAAUAAAAAUUAGUUAAAAAUUGAGCAAAAUUCAAAAUGCAAAAAUAUUCGAAAUUCAGAAUGCAAAAAUAUUCGAAAUUCAAAAAGUAAAAAUAUUCGAAAUUCAGAAAGCAAAAAUAUUCGAAAUUCAAAAAGCAACAAAUAUUAUCACAAACUGAAACAAUGAAAAGUGGCUAAUAUAGGAAAUACUCUAAGGAAUAGCGCAAAUAUCCCACAAAUAUCUUCGAAAAUCAAAAAAUAGCUUUCAAUUUGUUUUUGUUGUACAUGCUGCAUGUAGUAUGUACAUAUGUAUGUUUGUAACUAUUUCUGGAUUUAGUUCAAAACACUUACAAAUUACUGGAACCAAAGUACGAAUCAAAGCAAAAAUUAUAUAUAAAAUGCCAUACAGCUAUAAUUAUUACAACAACAAGCAGCACAAUAAUUAAAGUAUUAACUAUAACAACUACAAAAGUGCUAACAAUAAGUAUGCUUAUAUGAAAUUUGAGUUUAUUGAUAGAUAAAGGGUCAUCAACGCAUGCAAAUUUAAAAAAAAUAUUUAUUAAAAAUAAAUUAAAAUAUUAUUAAAAUUUUUUUUUUAAUGCACCGAAUGAACUUAGGCACGAAACUCAAGUAAUUAAUUUAUUAAAAAACAAUACGAAAUCUUAAAAAGAAUUUACAAAUUAUAUGCACCUAUUUUUUUAU